Molecule: messenger RNA, 709 nt
Organism: Aspergillus costaricaensis CBS 115574
Lineage: Eukaryota; Fungi; Ascomycota; Eurotiomycetes; Eurotiales; Aspergillaceae
Product: YukJ family protein
Exons: 2
Coding region: 44-709 (221 amino acids)
Source: RefSeq, a predicted model, not a curated record
CACCAUAACAUUCUUAAGGAUUUUCUAGUAAACUCCCCACAAAAUGACCAUCCCCCACUACGGCGUCUGGAUUGCCCAACCAACACGCUACACCGCCCAAACCGAAGAAGAAGAUCCCAAGUCGCCUCACAUCUACCUCUACUUCAAAGACUCCUCUUCCUCCUCUUCCUCAAGCAAAGACUACGAAGCCGCCAUCAACGUCAAAUCCACGGGCAAAGACUCCCGUCUAGUCUACUGGUUCGACCGAAACUUCACACACCCAAUCACCGAACAGCUAUCCACUCUCGACGAGGGUUUCCACCUACUAAAAUCCUAUUCCCAUCGCAGUCGUCGACACCAGGAAUCCUCCUCCAAGCUGCGGGGUCUGGACUUCCUCCGCACCAAGGGUCUGGUGAAUAUCGAGGCGGGCGCUGUUCUGUCGGAGGCUGAUACGGGGCCGCAUAAUGCUGUGCUUGAGGCCUUGGAGCCUAUUUUGAAUGAUGCGAUUGGGAAGAAGGCGACGGUGUAUAUCUUUGGGUCGUCGUAUGGGUCCGGGAUUCAUGAUGUGCAUAUGAAUCAGGGGAGUGCGCCGUCGUAUGAGAAUGGGAUUUAUGAGGACGGGGCGCUGUUGUUUAGCUUUGAGGAUGGGCAUUGGGAGGCGGUGUUUUUGGCGUUUGCGUCGCAGGAGAUUCCUACGGAUGAUAAGGGGGAGGCGGAGGAGGGGAUGUGA